Messenger RNA from Porites evermanni, 1474 nucleotides. Lineage: Eukaryota; Metazoa; Cnidaria; Anthozoa; Scleractinia; Poritidae. The record is from the annotation of a GenBank genome assembly.
UUCGCUUGUUUUUCUUUUUUUGCAGAUGCCACAUCACAAGAAACCCUGACAUUGAAGGUGUUCAGUCCGGACGAUCGACCCUCGGACGAACAACUGAAGGCCAUGUUAAAGAAAGCAGACCUUGAGAAGAAUGGUUACAAGAAAGAGCUCACCACGAAGCUAGUGAAAGGUCAAGGAAGUGACAAAUCAGACUACCAAAAAGAGUACCUCUACUACAAGAUCGUGAACUGCUCGCGGCUGCAGGAGAUUACCCAAGAGCUCGAGACUUUGAUGCCAGGUAGACACCGAGUUCUUCCUUGAAAAAUAUUCUCAUUCGCUUCUUACUCUGUCAGCUUUCAAAAAAUACAAAAAAGAAAAAAGGUCGCACUCAGCUGAUUGAGUUCGCGCUCACAAUAUAAUACAGUGCAAUUGAGCUCAUGAAUACGAUACGAUACAACGACUUUGUUUAAGCAAGAUAAGCGUUUUAAGCUUCACAACUCGAGUGGUCGUUUCUUAGAAAUAAAAGAUUAAAAAUAAUAUUACCAAAAACAUGGUUCAAGAAAAAAAAACAGCAAUUUCACUACAACUACUCUGAAACAACGAGCAGCCCGAAGAUAAUAAGAACGAGAAGGGAAAGGGAGCAAGGGCGAAGGAAUAAAAGACUAGAAAUAGUCUUUUGCCUGUUUAUAUAUUGUGGACGAGUAGAAACACACUUCCAGGAGCUUCCUCAGAGCUGUAUGAUUUGUAAAAUCCAGUCAGACAUACAGGUAUAAAAAUAUCAUUAAUAAAUUGUAAUAUGCUCAGUAAAAUGUGAAAGCGUCAUUCUAAAGAGGCGCAGUUUGCACAAAUGACAUGCCAAAGUUAAUUUAUUUAAGACAUUAGCUCUUUGGACUAUCUCCGGAACAUCGCAGAGUUUUUUGCAACCCUGCGUUUCUAGAGAGAAGGGGGCCCGGGAUCCAUGCUGAUGCAACCAUCUUCCUCAAGUUGGUCAGUUCAGCAUAGGUAACGGCCGCGGGAAAAAUAUCAGUGUGAAGUAGUUGGUACAACAGCAUUACAUAAAGCAAGAAUGUGCGUGCCAAUAUCAAGUUCAAUUUUCCCCAAAAACCUUUUCUAACAUCCUGUAUGCGUCAUAACCACAUUAGUGUUUUACACUAUCAUUUCCAAGGUUCAGAUAAAAAAAAAGCCCGGCGAUGAAGUUGUUUCUAUGUAAAAUCAUUACAUCGGACUGAGUCUUUGGGAGAGUAAUUAGAGUAUAAAAAUGAUGAACUUUAUUUUUUGUUUAGGUCGUUAUGUAAUUAAAUUGGGUACGAAGUUUAACGCGGAGGUCAAAGCCAGAAAUCUAUCCAACAUGAAGAAGUGCAAAGUGGGUUUAGAGAUCCAUUUCAAGGACGGUGGGAGCUGCGCUGUCAAGAAAACUAAAACUCGUCGUCAAAAACGCGGAUGGGGCUGUUUUUUGUGCUUUGGUACUUGUAUUAUCGUUGAAGCAGAAGCUUGA